This is a messenger RNA of Marasmius oreades (fairy-ring Marasmius), 879 nucleotides long. RefSeq lists its product as uncharacterized. The transcript has 2 exons. The record is from RefSeq and is a predicted model, not a curated record. Lineage: Eukaryota; Fungi; Basidiomycota; Agaricomycetes; Agaricales; Marasmiaceae. The coding region runs from base 51 to 578 and encodes 175 amino acids.
AGAACCCAAGUACUCACUCGAACUUCAUAUCUUGAGCAAACAGACCAACCAUGGCCCCUCCAACCAAAGCCCAAAUUGCCGACCUCAUCACCCGGUACAUCGCUUACGCCCGCAACGACGCUAAACCCGACCUCAAACUCAUCGGCGACAUCGUCAGAUUCUACGGAUCCUUCCCCAACCCGGGCAAUUGGGAAUGGGACGACACCCCGGGCAAAUCCGUUGUCUCCUGCUUCCAAGGCAUAUCCUUCAUCUGUUGGAGAUUCAGCAGCGUCAACAGUUCCGCCAACGCUGUCGACGCUGUGACGCUUUACAAGGACCUCACUUUGCAAAAUUAUAACGUUUGGGCGUCGAUGACGGACCUUACGAAGAAGGAGAACUUUAGGAGGGAUUGUUCCGCGUUGACGGAUACAGAUACAUUGAAGGAUUAUCAGCAGAUUACUUGGGAUAAGAAGGUUCAGAGGGCCGAGAUCUGCGAGGCGGCGAUGACGGUUACUUCGGCUAUGUAUGGGUCAGGUACUCCUCAGGCGGAUAGGUCGGAGGCGUUGUGGAACAACAGGAACGCGAACCAGAACGCUUAGGGAAGACACAAGGGAGGUAGUUGAAUGGCCUGCAGUGGAGUUUAAAGGAAAUAUCGUAGGAGAACAGACAAAUGAUUUGUACAGAGUUUGAAUGACGGACCGUAGGGCUUACAACAAGGAGAACUUGCUUUGGCAGAUAAGUUAGGUCGUGGAGGUUUUGCGGCAGUUUCGAUUUAUCAAGUGUGGUCAUUUCAAGGACUCCCUGCACCGGAGCCAAUACAAUGACUCUCACCUUUGACUAUUAUUGGGCAUUUGUAAACCGUAUUCUGCCACCGCUCUGCCAACCCCCAACAGAAAAUUG